Hydractinia symbiolongicarpus is the source of this 7488-nucleotide messenger RNA. RefSeq names its product formin-J-like. Bases 166 to 6669 code for a protein of 2167 amino acids. NCBI's taxonomy places the organism in Eukaryota, Metazoa, Cnidaria, Hydrozoa, Anthoathecata, Hydractiniidae. The transcript has 26 exons. The record is from RefSeq and is a predicted model, not a curated record. Gene Ontology annotation, molecular function: protein binding.
UCUGAAAACACGCGCAAGAAAAAAAAUUAAACUUUAAACAUUAAAAGUCUUUUACAUUCACGUAUUUCAACACCUUAAAUACCAUAGUAAGAAAUUAUUGAUGUGUAAUCUUAUCAAUAUGUAAAUUGUGCGUCUUUCCUAUUAGUAGGAAAGGUUUAAACAUGUAUGGGAGCAGAAAUCAAUUUGGUAAACUUUUUACUUCACUUCUGGCUAAAUAAAUUUGGUAUGUCUUGGCCAGAGUUGUACGGUUUUACACUUAAAGGUAAUUCACCAGUAGUUGUUGUAGCUGUUAAAGAAGGCUCUGAAGCACAGCAGGCUGGUUUGUUACCAGGUGAUCAGAUUAUAAAAGUGGGAGAUGUAAAUGUCCAAGAAUUUACCGAGCAGCAAGUAAUAUUGCUUGCUCAAACUCAACAACACACACCACCUAUAAUAUCUGUAAUAUCCAGAAUUAUUAUUGUUGAUUUAAACCGGGGUGCCAAUGGUUAUGGUUUGCAAUUUAAAGGUCUCGGUCCAGUAUAUAUCUCUGCCGUGCAGCCAAACAGCCCUGCUUACCACCUUGGAAUUCAUCCUGGAGAUAUGUUAGUUGAGAUUAAUGGAAUCCGUGUUAGCAAGGCAUCAAAAGCUUCAGUUGACAAGUUAGUUGCUAAGCAUGCACCAAAAUUACACUUGGUAUUAAUUGCUGGUGCUGUUAAUGUUGAGAGGAAUCGCUGGAAAUCUAAACCAACAUUUUCCUUCAGUAAAGUGGUGAAUUAUUAUCUUGCUGGUGAAAAUGAAAAGAAGAGGCAUUUAAUGUUGCUGCUACAGAAAUACAUCACAGAUAGAAAUAUAGGAACAUUUUCAUAUGGCUUGAUUGAAUUACUGAAAACACCAUUGCACAAAAGACUAUUGAAGUUCAUCAGACCAUAUCUAUUAUCUUCACAUUGCACAGUAUUUGAUCGUAUUAUUCGAAAUGAACAUCAUGUGCCAAGCUACAGGAAAAGGAUGGUAUUGUUGAAGAGAAGGUCGCAGUUUGAAUCGCUUGGCUUAGUUCUGCGUAAUACGUUGCCAGUGACGGUUCAUAAUGUGGUCAAAGGGAGUGCUGCCCAUCUUUCUGGCUUGGCUGCAGGUGACAAACUGUUGGAAGUGGAUGGAAGAGAUGUCAGAGGUUAUAACAAUGAUGAAAUUGUACAUAUACUGAAGAAUAGUGGUGUACAGUUCCAACUGCUUGUUCGAAAUGGAUCUAAGAAAAGAAAAUUUCAAGACAAAAUUCAAGCCCUUAGUGGAGAUUGUGUGAAGGAAAGCUUAGGUGGUGAAUUCAAGGAACAGAUAAUGAUGAGGUUGACACAUGGAGAACAGCUUGUAUUGCGACAGACACUUGUACAUUACUUACAGCACAAGGAUUUGAAGCAGUUAUUUACAUCCCUUGAAGAGAUAUUGGACGAACCUUACAAACUCCAACUUUUGCAUUAUCUUGGGCAACUGUUUCCAAUAGAGAUGCUUCCAACAUUCGAACAAUAUGCUGUUGCACUUAUGGCAAAACAAACAGAAUCUUGCCACGAUAAUGAUCAACAUGGAUUUGAUGAUUUGAAAUUGUAUCAUUCACCAUUUACGAAAAAACGAAGAAACAACCCAGAGUUUGCCACAAUUGAUGAAGAAAUAACUUCUGAACUUGUUAAUGAAAAAGAUGUUGGGAAUAUUGAAAAAGGUUCAACACUAGAUAUCUUAUUGUCAUUAGACGAUAACACGUUAAGAAAAUUAAAACAAGAUGUAACUUUGCUUACUGCAGAUAGCAAGGUUCUUAAUUUGGGGAACAACUUGGUAGAAACAACUGCACAGAUUCAUUUAAAAGGCAACAACAGCAACAACACCAAUAACAACCACAACAACAACAACAACAACAAUAAUAACAACAACAGCAACAACAACAUUGAUGCCAGGCACAGAGUACCAUACAAUUCAUCUAAUCCUGUUGGCAGUAAAAGUGUGCAUGCAUCAAACGAAGAGGAGUCAUUAGUUGAAAAAGUAACUGUACAUUUUCCAGAAACCUCUAAGAAGGAGAACAACCAUUUUCAAGACAUAACAAAAAUAAACAAUGUGAAGUACCCAAUACCACCAAAAAGAAAAGGUUCACUAAAUCGGAGUGUGAAAGACUUAGAAACCAUUGAGAAUAUGCCAAACACACAGACUGGUAACUCUCCACUAACUCUACUACCUCCUCCACCGCUACCACCACCGCCACCUACGGCACCAUCUGCUUCUCACAGUAAUCUAAACAAAAAUGCCAUGCAACUAAAAAGAUUGAAUUGGGAGAAGAUAUCAGGAAAAAGCCUCCAGAAUACAGUUUGGAGUGAGAUUAAUGAUGCUUCUGUGAACGAAAUAAUAAAUUUCUCAGAAAUAGAAGAAUUAUUUGUGAACAAGCCAGCCAAAUCAACCGAAAAGAAAUCAGAAAAACGGAUGGAAAUUAUGUGCUCCAAAAAAUCUCAUAGUUUAGGCAUACUUGUGGGCCAUCUAAAAUUGUCAACAGAAAAGAUUUAUGAUGCUGUUUUGGAGAUGGAUUUUUCAGUUUUAUCUCCUGCACAUGUGAGAACACUACUAACAUGUGCUCCUGACCAACAGGAGGCGUCAGAACUAGAAGAAGCAGAUGAAAAUCACCUGGUUACUUUAGCAGACAAGUUCACAAAACAGAUGUUAAAAGUGACAAAUUAUGAGAAAAGGCUACGCUCGAUGCUUUUCAAAUCCGAAUUUUAUGAAAAAAUCAAAGAAUUGGAACCGGACAUUGCGUCUGUGUUGGAAGCCUGCAGGCAGCUACAACAUAGCAAAAACUUGAGAUAUAUCUUAGAGAUUGUGUUAGCCACUGGAAACUUUCUGAAUAAAUCUUACAAGUCGAUAUCUGGAGCUUCUGCUUUCAAAAUAAGCUUUUUAUCAAAGCUUUCAACUACAAAAACGUCAGAUAACAAAUCGAACUUGCUGUCUGUUAUUGUCAACACGUUAUUGGUGAACAAACCUGAUGUUUUGCUGAUUCAGCAAGAAUUGCAAAGUGUACCACGUGCAGCUAAAAUAUCAAGCCAAUUGAUUAAACAAGAAAUUGAAGAAUUGAAAAAAGGCAUGAGAGAUCUUGAAGAUGAAUUACGAUUGGCGAAAUUACGCGAUGACCACCGCAACGAUAAGUUUGCGAGAGUUAUGGGCCAAUUUGUAAACGAAGCUCACCACUCGUUUCAUGAACUACUAACACAAUUUACACAAAUGCAAUACGACUUUCAACAAUUGGUCGAGUUUUUUGGUGACGACUACACAAAGACGACGACGGAAGAUUUUUUUGGUUCAUUUGCAGUCUUUUUGCAACACAUAGAGAAUACUAAAGACGAUUUGGUGAAAGCACAGAAUAAAAACAAGGAAAGAAGCAUAAAGGCAUCACGCGAUAGAAUAUCAGUUAUUUAUCCUGCCAAAAAGAACACAGACGAAAAUUCAAAGCGAAGAAUUUCUUUACCUGCCGUAAUCGACGCAACCGUUGAGCGACCACACCCUCUGUUAUCUAGCAUAGAAAAGUCAAGAACAUCAUCUGUCAGUAGAACGCCUAAUUUGUCGAAAACUAUCUGCGUCGCGGAAGAAAUGGAGCCAACUCCUAAGUUAUCUUUACAAGAAAUAGCUGCUAAGUUGUCUUCGGUACCUAAGAAAGGUACUCUGUCAGGCGGAAGCAGUAAGACAGCACCGCCACUAGUAGUCAACGCAUGGGAAGUGUCUGUGAAUAUUGACGCUGAUGUGGAAAACGUUCCCUCUCGUGAUGCGAAUGUAUCGCCAAGACCAUGGAAGGCUUCCCCUCAUUCUUCUCCUCAUUCUUCUCCUCAAACAAAUCGAAAGUUAAGAUCAGGGAAAGAUAAGUUGAUUGAAACGACUCAUGCAAACGACAAUUCGAAUAGCUCUCCCGUAGACUCUCAUCGUUUCACGCCUGUGGACAUUUUAAAUGGGAAAAAAUUUCUAACCAAUGAACUUUCUAAAUCGGAAACUGAAAGGGAAUUUCUCGUAAACACUCAACAAAAUCCGUGCAGCCCCGAAAUACCAAUAUAUGAGUCGAUAAGUGAGUCACGGAGUCAGUCACUUCCGCCAUUACCACCGAAACCUACACUAGCCAAAACAACGUUAGUUGAUAAAGGUGAAAUCAUCCAUAAAAAAGAUACAAUGUCAGAAAAGAUAAACAGUUUGAAUCACAAAAAGUCCGACAAACUGAACGAAGAAGGAGAUUUCAUGGACCACAAGGCCCAGAAAAAAUCAGAUUUGCCUCACCCUUCGGUGGAAUUUUUUAAAAAUGAUAUGUCUUCACCGGAAGUAUCACCAGUGAAGGAAAGUGCCUAUAAUGCUGCGAUAAAAGCCUCCAGAUCUCCACAAAUGGCUCCAAAAUAUCUUAAUCUUGUAAAAGCCAAACUAGAAGAGGAAAAAAAGAAGGCUGAACGGCCGAAGUUGCGAAGAAAAAUCACAAAGCACGAAAAACCACUUUACGCUCGUGUCAUGAAAGAAACGUUACAUGACUAUGAGCAACAGCGACAGGAAGACAAAGAAAGAAACGCGAAUGGCAACAACAGUCCUACGAUGCGUCGUAUAAAUUCGCCCAAUUUUCUAACUAUCAUGCAACAGAAGUUGAAGGAAAAGGCUCCGAAUGUUGGAGAUGAUUUAGAGGAUGUAACAAAGAGAAAAAAAUCUGUGACUGAACCAUUAUACGCCAGUGCUAUUCGUGAAACGUUACAAGACUAUGAAGUUCGAAAGAAAGAACACGACCGUGUGAGAAAGCUCGGUGUUAGCGCUGGUACAGGUUUGGACAUCAGCGAGACGGAGGCGGGACGCAGAACACCAAAUUUCUUAAGCAUGUUACAAGAGAAUUUGUUGGAAAAGAAUCUGAUUAACAAAGACAACGAGGACGAAAUAAACGAGUCCUUGUGCGAUGACGAGCCUUUAUAUGCACUUGUCAUAAAAGCUGCUAUCACGGAAUAUAAUAACAGCAGAAAUAAUAGCAACGACGUCAACGAAAACGACAAUCGUAGUGUAAAUAUCGUCGAAGACGCCGUCUCACCUGAAAGUCAACUCUCACCAAUAUCCACAUCAUCUACAUCUAGUUCGGGUAGUUUAAACAACAACAAAAACAAUAACAACUACGAUGGAGAUCACAGCCGCUCUUCAUCGGACAUAUCUCUAGCAAGCGAAGAAGUAAGUCGUAUUAACCAAAGAUUCUUCAGAACAGCUGGUAAUAAACACUUGUUUGAUAAACCCGAUUUUGAAUUGAAGUACCUUCAAACUGGGAUAAAGCCAGCUCUGCCGACCAUACCGUCUCCCGAUUAUACACCACACGCAAGUGAUGUUGAUGGCUUCGGUGCAGCAAGUAACAACAACAACAAAGUAAACACUGAGAAUGACAUAAAGUUUUCUUUUCACCCCCAUGAUGUUGAUCGGCCAUUUUGGAAAACAGAAAAAACCGAGGAAAUGCGUCAAUCCUCAGUGACAUCAUCUGAUUCAUCUGCGCCUUCCUCGCCAAAUAAAGACCAUGUCAAGAAACCUCGUCGAUCAAGUUUACGUAAGAAGGAGUCUGUAUCUAAACCAAACAAUGUUUCGUUUGUCAAACAAGUCGAAGUCAUCGAUGAAAUCGUGGAAGUGGACGAAGAUAAAGUUGUCAUGAAAGACACGAGAACUGAAUCACCGCUGAAAGGCUCUCCACAAAUCGAACAAAGACGUAAAAAUACGCCCUACGUUAGAGAAGUGGAUGUUGAAGUAAACGACCAAUCAGUUCCAAUCGAAGAAUUUAAAACUAAUAAUGAAGCAGUCGGUAGAGCGUCUUCGGCAGAAAUGAAAAGUUUGGGAGGAAUGGUUAAAGAAAAGAAUAUUGACAUUGCGUUCGAUCUGGUCACCACUACCUAUCCAGAAGGUAGAAUGGCCAUGAAGCUCGUUCCACAGGGUAACAUUCCGAUCAGUAUAAAUACGCCUGAAAUCAUAAUGGAACCAAGUAAAAACAGCAUCCCAGAAACGCCUCCAGAAAUAAACCGUUCAGUGAAACCGAAAUUACAUGGUGCGUUUGAAGACCGGAUGAAACGACCUUCUCCUGCUAAUAGUGAUGAUGUUGAUAUUCGCCAUGGGAACGAAACUUUACUUCGCACUAUAAUACCGUCGCCGGAUUAUUCACCUGAACCGUCACCGGAAUUGACUCGGAGAAAUUUUCACCAGAGUGAUCGUCAAAGUCUUACGACUGAUACAAGCGUCGACUCGUCUUCCGCUCGCCUCACUCCAACGGUAAAGCAAGUGAUUCAAGUUGAAGCGGUGACGCAGAAUAGCCCAACAUUUGUUCAACCCGUCGAGAAAAAUUUGAUCAACGUGUUUACUGAGGAGUACUCCGUUCCGCAUGUGAUACUGAAUGACGAGCCAAAAAGAUCAAUAAAAAAUAGUCCUGUCUCGCUUCCUCGACGUUCACCCAAUCACAACACGACCUCGUUAUCAAGCAUUGAUAAACCAGAUCGUAACGCUUGUUCACAACAAAACACUGAAAGUCCGCCACCUUUGCCAGAUAGAUCAAAGAAGCCUAAAAAGCAAGCAAAUUUUGCGGACCCUGGCCCUCCUUCUCCUCUGCCAAGAUCUCCAAAUUCAUUGGAAGGAAACGGGAAACCGAUUAUUGCUCGUUUCCAAGCAGUACUUGUAACUCAAAACAAGAAAUAAAAUAGUUGUUAUUGUUUUCGAGUACCUAAUUUAUUGAGGUACAUUUUCGUCGUGCACGCAAAAGAAGUUUUUGCUACCAUUUUAAAAAAUCUUUUUAUUUUACUUACUUUUCAAAAAAAUUGUCUCAAAUGUUAAAAGCUGGGAGAAAUUUCGGGAAAUCUCUGUUUUGUCGUAUUUACCAGUUAAUUUAAAACUUUUCAUAACUGGUCUAUAAAAGAUAUCAGUGGAGUUAUACAUGCAAAGCUUCUCUGCCUCGGAUUAAAAAUAUCUUGUAUUAACACAUUUUUGCUUGACAAUUCAACUACUAAUAACCUUUUUUCACAUUCACCUAAGUUUAUAUAUAUAGAAAGAUUGAAUUACCACUGGAAGCUGCUGUAAGUUCUGUCAGGAUUAUAUGCGGUUUUAUGCGCUUUGUUUUUAGUGCAUAUAAAUUUUAUAAAACCGCGAAAUAAUUUUUUGCUCGUGGAAUUAACCAUUCAUAGAUGGUGUAGCCCGUUUUCUUUACUCUCUUUUGUUCCUAAUUUAUGAGGAGUGUUUUGUUUUAUUAUCAAAUCAGUUUGGGUUAAACAACAUAACUUUAAAUGAAUCAAGUUUUUUUAUUCCUUUUGAAUUUUGUUCGAGUUGAAAUACGGAAAAUUUUAAUUUUUUUUAUAUCCCAAAGUAAUCUAGCUAUAACUAAGGAAGUCCUGGGGACAAAGUUAAUCCAAAUUGGUUAUAAAAGAUAAAAAUUAAUGUAUGAUUUUAAUUUAUGUUUCAUGUUUUUAAAUGUAUAUAUUGAUUUGUAUUUCUGACUACGAAUGAAUUUUUAUAUUUAUGAAA